Penicilliopsis zonata CBS 506.65 is the source of this 597-nucleotide messenger RNA. RefSeq lists its product as hypothetical. NCBI's taxonomy places the organism in Eukaryota, Fungi, Ascomycota, Eurotiomycetes, Eurotiales, Aspergillaceae. The record is from RefSeq and is a predicted model, not a curated record. Bases 1 to 597 code for a protein of 198 amino acids. The transcript is spliced from 3 exons.
AUGGCGGUCCUGACAUCGAAACGACUAAUAAUCCUGCACGCCCUGUCCCUGAUCGGGCUCGCUGUGGCCCUAAUACGUACCCCAGGGCUCAUCAUCGACUCCGACAUGGCCUUCAUGCUCGGCGAAGCAAUGAACAUAGAAAACACAUCCAAAUUGACCUCUCUAACCCUCUGCGCCGUCCUCCUAACCGCCACCGCCCUGUCCGAUCUCCUCCUCGUGACCAAACUACCGCAGCUAGACGAGGUGCUCGCCCUCUCGGACGCUCUGCGCGCUCGGCCGCGACUCACUCCACGCGAGGAUGGCGAGCCUGUCAAUCCCUUCAUGGCGCAGUUGGGGAUACUAUAUUCUGAUAUCUUCACGGGAAUAGCGGCGGGGCGCUUCUUUGUUUUCUUCGCUGUGAUUUUCUAUAUUUAUGUGAAUGCUGGGGCUGCCCCUGUUCCGGGGGGUACACUAUAUGGGAGUGCCAUGGGGCUGGAGCAGUUGCAGAACCGGGCGGUCUUUACCUUUGGGUUUCUAGAGACCAUGUUCUGGCUUUGGAUCUUCUUGAAACUGCGCGAAGAGCGACAGGAGGCUACCGUUAGCUUCGUGGCGGAGUGA